ACGUAUUUCAUCAUGACGAUGGUAAACCUAGUUGGCUUCACGUUCGCGCAGAUAAACUAACUCCACUAAGAUGCACUAGUCUCUUAUUAAUUUCAACGAAUUAAAAUGUCUGUCCCACCUGGAUCCAUCAUCGUGUCGGACUGGCACCGCUGUCCAGACAGCAGAGAGUUUUUCAGCCGAAUACUGCAUAAGAAGAGACGGCGAAAGUUUGGGCUCUUGGAAGCACCAAUGAUGCCUCCUCAAAUGAACGUGGACAUUGUUCGCUACAAGGUCUUCAUCUCAGGGAAAACUGGAGUUGGGAAAACCGCUCUUGCUGCCCGUCUCGCUGGCCUUGAUCUACCCAAAAUGCACUAUGAGACCACAGGCAUAGAGACAACAGUGGUAUUCUGGCCUGUAAGAUUAAAGGAGAGUGGCCGUGUGCUGUUUUUCCGCUUUGAGCUUUGGGAUUGUGGGGAAAGUGCAAUACGAAGAUUUGACCACAUGUUACCGUCCUGUAAGGAACAGGUGGAUGCAAUCCUUUUCCUGUUCUCCUUUACUGAUCGUGGCUCCUUUGAUGAUCUUUCAAAUCAGAUAUCACGGAUCACAGAAUCUUCAGAUAGAGUCGUUAAACUGGUUGUUGGCACUAAAUUUGACUUAUUUAUGCACACAGACGUGACGGAGAGCGACAUAACACAUUUUCAAGAGGUGUGGGGUCUUCCGGUCUUCCGAGUGGGAGGUGAUGUGAGUGCAGGUCUUGGUGAAGUAGCACCCCUCCUAAAUGCCCUUGCAGAAAACCUGUGGCACCAGGACUGCAUGGCUGCUUCAUCUGUGUCCAUCUCCACACAGCCUGCUCUCAGAGAAACAGACUCAGAGAUCAUUGUAUAGCUUGUAUGUGUGUUAUGGUUCAAUCUCACAUGGAUUGGUCAUUCAUUGAUGGAA
This is a messenger RNA of Labeo rohita (rohu), 918 nucleotides long. RefSeq names its product ciliogenesis and planar polarity effector 2 (gene cplane2). The record is from RefSeq and is a predicted model, not a curated record. Lineage: Eukaryota; Metazoa; Chordata; Actinopteri; Cypriniformes; Cyprinidae. The transcript has 5 exons. Gene Ontology annotation, molecular function: GTPase activity; GTP binding. Bases 106 to 864 code for a protein of 252 amino acids.